Molecule: messenger RNA, 12057 nt
Organism: Sphaeramia orbicularis (orbiculate cardinalfish)
Lineage: Eukaryota; Metazoa; Chordata; Actinopteri; Kurtiformes; Apogonidae
Gene: luzp1
Product: leucine zipper protein 1
Exons: 9
Coding region: 665-4075 (1136 amino acids)
Source: RefSeq, a predicted model, not a curated record
GUUCUCUUUGCGGUCAGACCGGGCAGAGUCAUCCCGAGGGGUGGGUCCUCCGGCAGCAGAAAAGGAAAACCCACCUUUUUUCAUUGUUAAGGACGCGGUGGAAUGUGAUGGUUUGAUCUCAGCCUGGCCAGGGAGGGGAAUAUCCGUGAGGAAAGGACCAACGAAAGCGGUUUAUGUUCAGGGGGAGCCGUGAACGCACCACCAACCCCCCCUCCUCCGGUCGCCUCCGGUUCUCCGGUUCCUGCCUCUAGUCGGAGAGUAUGCGGAUGAACUUGUCCUCGCCGUGUCGUCUCCGUCCGCAUGAAGUCAUAUGAAGUUGUGGAUUUACGGUCGUGUUUUCCGAGCCGGAGCAGAUAAAGGAUGGAGACUAUGCAGGGAGGAGCCUAAUGUGUCUCAGACUGAAGGAUGCAUGUGAAAUAUGAUGACAAAUUUGUCUGCUAAAAACCACGCCGAGGGAACUUCAGAGUCUUAAAGUGACAGCCUCAAAGAGACAACUGGGACUAAAGAGCAAAUGAAGACACCUUUGUUUUCUACUUGGUCUCGCUGAGCAGAACCCAGAGGACCUGUCAUCACUACCACACAAAUGUGGUCCUCCCAAAACGUAGUCAAAUAACCUGAACAGCGAAAUAAAAACCAUCCACAAAACACAAACACCUUCGCAGCCAUGUCUGAUCAUAAAGACAUGACACAUCGUCACCUGCGGCACAAGCUGCAGAGUCUUGGCCGAAGAUUGGAUGAACUGGAAGAAGCCACCAACAAGCUGCAGAAGUCUGAGGAUGAGCUGCUUGAUCUGCAGGACAAAAUCAUCCAGGCAGAGGGCAGCAACUCAUCCCUCCUUGGUGAUGUGGAGGCACUAAGGAAACGACUCUUAAAGAUCCAGGGGAAGGAUGAAGAGGUACGCAAAGCUGAGGACCUCUGCCGCACAGUCAGAGAAAAACUGGAAGAGGAGGAAAACCUUACCAAGGAACUCAAAGCUGAGAUUGAACGUCUACAACGACGGAUGGCGGAGCUGGAAAAACUGGAAGAAGCUUUUGGGAAAAGCAAGUCUGACUGUAGCCAGCUCUGCCUUAACCUCAAUGAGGAGAAAAACCUAACCAAGAAGCUCUCGUCUGAGUUGGAGGCCCUCAAAGCCCGUCUUAAGGAAGUGGAGGGGUCUGAGGUGAAGCUGGACAAAGCAGAGCAGGCUUUGACUAUGGAGCUUGAGAAACUUAAGGGAUUCACGCAGACAUUCGUUAGUGAGCGUAAGAGACUACUGGAGAAACAGAGAGAAGAUGAGAAAACUAUUUUGAAGCUGACGGAACAACUGGAGCAACAGAAGAAUCGCCUUGGGAUGUCAGCAGAUCCGGGUCGUGCAGACUUUAUGAGGUCACGAAUUGAAGAUGAACUGGCAUCCACAGGCCUUCUCACAAGUAAACUGACUGGACGCAACAAGGGCCUUGACUACUUGAAGUUGGCGGAUGACAAUAUUGGUCUCAUGAACAAAUCUCAGAAUGAGAAGAACAGCACCCUUGAAGGUUCCCAGGAGGAGGACAAUAAAGUAAAAGAGCUUACCCUGGAAGUAGAGAGGCUAAAGAACCGCCUCAAACAGUUGGAGAUAGUGGAGGAAGACUUGAAGAGCUCAGAGUCCAAAAAUGGGGAACUUCACGAGAAGUUCCAGAUGGAGCGAAACCGGGCUCGUCAGCUGAGUGAGCAAGUGGAACAGCUUCGGACACAGCUGUGUGGAAAAGUCAUCGGCGGUAAUGGACCCAGUAAUGUGGAUAAACUCGGCAAUGGAAGCAGUAACAUUUGCCUCAACAGUCCUGCUAAGGUUCUGGAAAAUGGCAAAGCUGAGAACGAAGAGGUUAUCAUGAAGUCAGGUUUCAGGCAAGAGAAACCAAAACACAGGAAUGCUGCAGCCGUCUCAGAACCAAGCUCCCCCAAACACCGAAACAGAGAGCUCUCUCCUCAGCAUAGACGAGAGGCCAAGCUGAAGAAAGAGCUGAGCCACUCGGACGAGAGUUCACCUAAGUCUGCAAGGAGACCCCUUAGUCCUGCUCACAAGAGUAGACGGACGCCCAAAACCCCUACUACUGCAAUCCCAUCUGAUAAUGGACUAAGAGGAACUGAGGAGAAAACAAGAGGAACCACAUACAGUUCUGUAAAUACACCCUCUAGUGAUAUCAAAAAGGUGUCUGUUCUUAGUCGCUACCCUCCAGCUGCUAAUGACCAGAAGCCGCUGAGAAGUGCUCACAAACAGCCGGACGGGGAGAGCAAAAAGAGUAGAGUAGAGAAGUUCUCAAAGCUGUAUGUAGGUAGUGACAGUGAAUCCAACAACUCUGACAUCGUGCCUGACAGCACUGGUACUGUCAACAGUAUCUCUGCGCUAGACAAAGAUGCAGCCUCUGUUUCAGACCAGGAGUCAUUAGACCAGGUCCAGGAGCCUGUAUCUGUCACCUCCAGCCUGUCCAAAGCCAAUGGAUCCUACACAGCCUACAGAUCCCACGUCACUCCACUGCUGCCCACUGACCAGGGGUCAGAGGGUCAUUCAUCUGCCUCUGAAACAGAAUCCACUGGUUCAAGGCCCUCUGAACCAGAACCUGUAACUGAGACACCAGCUGCAGCUCUAAGCAGUCGGAUUACAACCUCCAGAUUUCCUAGAUACUCUCAUGUCCACGAGUCACAUUCAGAGGGUUCCUCCUCCAGAAGUUCAUUCGAUGAGGAGCUGCACAGCAGGACGCAUUCAGCUGAGGGGGGCCACCAGGGGCCUGUGCAUACUACAGCAGGGAUCGAGAUCCAGCGGGUGUGCAGCCCACGUGAGGCACUGAGGUCAAAGGCUGUCAUCAAGCCUGCUAUUGUGGAGAUAGACAGGAAGGAAAUGAUGAUUUCAGAGUCUUUAUCCACCAACGGCAAACCCAAAAUCUCCACCAAACCGAUUGUAACCACCACUAGUAAAAUGACAAGUAGUAUAACCAUCUAUCCCAAUGACCCGAGCUCCUCCAGGACCAGCAGCCGCAGCAGCAGCCUGUCAAGUGAACCAGCACCCAUUAAAGAACGUCACACCUCCACCAGUAAUAUCCUUAUAGGCCCCAGCAGUGAACACCAUGGCAGCAUCUCAGUCCCUUAUGAGAUCUCCAUCCCCAAAAGCGAUAUCACCUUGCGGUCGUGCCAGGACCAGGACUGCGGAGGGGAAGGCAACGACAUUUGUCCAUCAGGGUCCAAACACCAUAGCACUUCCAGAAUGGAGACCACCACCAGCCAUCUAUGCUGCCAGCGCAGUAAAUUCAGCCUCCAGUCGCUGGACGCUACCUCAGCGGACUUCAACGACACCGAGUCAGGCUUUGAAAGCAGCAGCAGCAGCAGCACGGCCACAGUCACCAGCUGGAGGAGCCCCAGACAAAGCCACCUCUCCACUGAUGACGGUUUACCAGACAUGAGGAAUGUGACUGUUAGAAGCACAUGGAGGAACAAGGGGACACCAACAGCGGAUGAGAUGGGACGAGGAAGAGGAGGCACCAGGGCGCUAACUGAUGGAGGGUCAGAGGACGAGGCUGAAACCUCAACGUGGAGGGCAUACCGGGCAACGACCAUUGACACAGAGGAAAGUAUGAACAGUGGAACAGGAGCUGGAGGGAACACUGCAUCACAGAGGGGAGCCAAGCCGACCCCUGCAGAGGUGUACAUGCGUAGGAUUAACAGUGUGGUUACUAACACUAAAGAAGUGGAGGAGCCGGUGGUCCGUCGAGGAAAGCGCUCCCAGUCUCCCGCCAUGGAAGCAGGAGGUCUCGGACGGACUAUACCCCACGCACCUGUUACGUCUCAGUCCUGGGGCAGAUCAUAUACACCACAACCAAUGGCUGCUGAUAACAUGGAGCCCAUUCCGAACCCGAGCCACAGCCCGGCCUCCUGGAGACGGCACAUACCCAGCAGCGAUUCACACCACCUGGGGAGUUCUUACGACCGGACGUCCAAGACGACAGGGGCCUCCUCCAGAGGGGAGCUGUGGUCCAGUCGGGGUCAAGGGUCAGGGGCCAGAGCCGAGGGGAGGAGCAGCGGGGGGAGCCGACCGUGGAGCCACCGCCAGUCUGAACAUCACUAGACCGACCAGGUCUGAGCAGGUCUUCUGUAGAAUAGAGGGCAGCACUUCAUUAAGCUCUCAAUGGCGGAAGGAGGGUUGAACACCAGUCUUUCAUCAACUAAUGGCUACACCAGUUACCAUCAUCUCCAGGCAACAUCUGCAACUUUAAAAACAAAGCAAAGAAAAGGAACAGAGCAGCCAUCCAGAGCUACAAACUCCAGACCUGACUCCCUUUCUCUGACACUGAGUGUAUCCUUCCUAUCUGGAAUCUGUUUUGUCCCCACAGUGGCAUAAAUGGAAAGACAGUGAAGUGCCUGUACAGUGUUUUUCAAGGUCACCUCAUCAGCCCAUGUAUCCUCUUCUGCUUCUUGCGUUGGAUGUAUUAUAGUGUAAUCCUGAAACUUGACAAGGGAGAGGCUGGCAUGUUGGUGGACGGCUGGAGAUUUUUCCUGCGAACCACGGAGGGUUUAAAAAGAUGUGGAGGGACUCAAGAGCUGAGAAUGUGUUUCUCAGAGGACCAGGACAUAUCCACAGUGGAGCUUUGUGUGUCUCUUUUGAAACAAGUCAGAGUUUCAGCCUAUCUUUAUCUAUAAAAAGACCAUCCAGUCUUCAGUAUGAUAAAGAUGCAUCUUCCCAUCACAGGGUCAGCUCAUGUUCAGUCUAAAUGAUGCCUACAUUAAAUGUGACCAAAAACAGGAAGCGAAUUACACUCUUUGAGGACUUGCAUCAUGAUAGUCACUUUGCUUUAACUAAAACCCACAUCAUAUCUUUUUUCCCGAGCAUGUUGAACUUUUCUCCACAAACCAUGCAAACAUAUGCACAACAACAAGCAAACACGCUGAUUUUAAUCUCCAGGUUUAUUUUCAACCCGUGUCACCACUUUUCUGGCAUGCAGCAACCUCAAACUGGAUUUAAUUUGGAGCCUAAGAUGUUCAGAGAACACUUGCAUGUUUCGAAGUCAUAAAUGAAGAGCACUUGGAGGAUUGUGACUCAGCAUGCACUCUGCCUAAAGGAUGACUGGUUGGCCACACUUUUAGGAGCACAGACACACAUUAUUUCUUGCAAACCAGGACCUUAUUUAAGCAUUAUGCCAUUCUCGUCGGCUAUUUUGAUUCUCCGUAAUUCGCUUCCUGUUCUGCAUCAUCCUUUCCCCUUUUGCUCGACCAUGUCAAGAUACAAAAAAAAAAAACGUAGUUUGCACGCAAUGAAAUGCAAUGCACAUGUAGAAAAAUAAGAAUGAAAGGGGGGGUCACUGUUUCUAACCUCAAACCAUGCUACAAUUUCCAUGGUGCUUUGUUUUACAGCUAUUGCAACUGUCCUCUUCCACUCAUGCAGAGAGAACCAUGGCAAUAUGGAGGUUACACUCAAUAUUGGACUUUGGAUUACCAGCACACCCAGCCAAGGCCAAGGCGGACAUAUUUUCAGUGCUGCUGUAAAAAAUAAAAUGCCAGCCAGUCAUAGGAAAGACACAAGGGGUUGGACUUGUCAUUGUACAAGGAACUGACUGACUGAUCAGCUUGUAACUGACUGGGUUCGCCGUGCGAAUCGUCCAAACUUAUCUCCUUUUCUUACUUCAAUAGAGGUGUACUAUUUUGUUAGAUCAUAAAAUAUCAACUUCAUGUUGGUAUGUUGGAGCAAUCUCUCAUUUGUGGGGGACGCAGCAGCAAAGAUGGUGCCGUACAAACAGACCAUCGGCCAGUAAUAAAAUAAGGUGUAUUCACUGAGCUGAGUGGCUCAUACCUGUGACAGAAACCUCACUAAGGGUGUCAGACUGAUUGUUCUGUAAAGAGUCCUACGAAAGGCUCCAGCUGGAUUUUACCUGACACCCAAUUCACUGCAGUUCGACAGGCAAUGUGAAAUCCUGUAACAAAAAUUGAAUGUUGCUCUGGAAUGCAGCUGAGAAUUUGCUUGAUGGCUUCAUGCACCAUUUCAACAUGACAAGAUCAAAAAACUGUGACAACUUGGGACACAUAGAAGAAGUUCUGAGGCCCGAUCUCCAUCCGGUUCCUCUGGAUUUGAAUGCUGUUGUGUCAGAACCUGCUGGGAAGUUCUUGUGUAUUUUACCAGCCGCCAUCUAGCUGUAAUAUUUAUUAGCCUGCAUAUCAAAAGAGGCUCUUUUAUUGUGAAGAGAUCUGCCAGGUGAGAGGGGCUCCAUCUUUCACUGCUUUGUCACUUUACUGUUUAUGCAAACAGGAGAUUACAUUAUGCAAUCAAUUAACCCCCCCCCACACACACACACAUACACAUAUAGUGUCAGGAACAUGGAGUACAUACCGACGACAGUGACAUGUCUGCUAAAGUCAAACUCAAAAGUAUGUUUACGUUCACAGUGCACAUUUUCGCAGAUGUUUAAUUCUUCGUUACCCUGGAAUAUAAAUAUUUAAAUAUAUCUUUGUUCAUCAGUGCCUUCAGAUACAGUGCACUAGGUGGAUUGUCCCAAGAAAUUCAGACUCAUACCAUAGUUUUCCACUUCCAGCGUGGAUAAAUGAGAUGUGAUACUCACGUUAAGGUUUUCUUUUUUUAUUUAUUUUAUGGGAUAUCAUAAAAGUACAAUGACUUACUAUGGCCAAAAAAACUAAAAUUCCAAGACUAAAGCUGUAAAUUUAUUAGAAAACAACAGAGAAAUCCUCUGAGAUUAAAGUCCCAAAUUUGCAAGAAAAAUCUCAGACGUUCUCUGGGAUUGAAGUUAUAAAUGAGGGGAAAAAAGUAAUUUAUGAAACAGCGUUUACGAGGCUUGAUUAUUCCAUCAAGCCACAGUAUUUUCCAAGGGUUUGGGACUCUUUUUUUUCCCCUCAUAGAUUUAUGAUUUUAAUAUUGCAGAAUAUAAAAGAUUUUUUCUUGUAAAGUUACAACUUCAAUCUCAAUGUUUUCUCUGAAUAUUACCCUUUCCCCUCACUGUUUUUUUUUUUUCUUUUUUUGGCCUUUAUACACUGUCAUAUAAAAGUAUUUUGGUUUAAGUAAAACAUUUCUCAGCAGGAUCUCCUCCCUGAGAGAUGUCAAACAAGUAAAUGCAAUUUUUUUCAAAGCCAACUUCAAAGUUCUCUUUGAAAGAAUAUAGACCACACUUCCCAAAAAGCUAUGUCGUUUGGAUUCGUGUGUCGCAGGGUGCAGCGCAGCCUCAGAAAAGCAUUGCCAUGUGGCCUCUUCAUGGUCGCUGCCGGCUUUAUGAUAGAGCAAAAACAGACCAGACAUACUGUUCAGAGCUCUUAGUGCUCAUGCCAGAACUUGAUGACCAUAUAGUCCUUCUGUGCUCUCCUUUGGAAAGCGUUCUCUGUUAUUGUUUCUACCAAGAGGGAAUGCCAUCUCUGCCCAAAUCUCUCAUCUUAUAACACAAUUUUCCUUUUGGUAUUUCAGAGAAACCAAGCAUUUUCACUCCCACUUUUCAUCUUCUGCUCCUCCCUUUCUCUGCAUCUUCUUUUUUUUUCUAAAGGGAAUGCUUUGGUUCUGAACAGCAGUGAUAUGUGUUGUUGGUUCAGGAGUUGUUUUAUUGAAAGCCAGAUGCCUGUCUCUAGACGGUGAUGGCCAGGUCCCUCGGUAGCUGAAAGGUCAGAGGUCAGGGCUGCGGCUAAUCCUGUCUCUACGUCUUGACUCAGGGCUUCUAAAUACAGGAGAGCUUGGCAGUGAUGUCCACUUCAGAGCUAAUUAAAACAGAGGAGGGUAUCCGAUGUCCUGUUCUGCCAGAACUCAUCCUGCCAGAGAUGCAUGUGGACAUCCAUCGCUGUGUGCUGUUAUUAAUAUGUUGGUAAGGUCUGUCAUUUAACGCUCCUCAUGCGUGUGUUGUACGCUGCUGCAGAUUCCCAAGUAAGAAGGCACUGAAUAACAUGUGCACGUGUAAGACUCUGGCAUGCAUGGCCAGAGACUGUUUUUAUUUUCAUCUGUGUGGGUCAGGAUUACUUUAUAAAGCAACACGGUGAUGCAAGCCCCAACACUUUGCCCCCAUCGACCCUUAUCCUGCCUUACUGCAGCCAAAAAGUUCUUACAUUACGUGUUUCCUUUCACCCAGAAAAUUAGUCUACCAUGUACCGGGCAAUGGAGCCAGCUGCCUGCCAAAACUUCACCAAUAACAUGGAGGUAAUUUCCCGCCAAAACUAAAAAACAAAAAAUUACAAAUACCCUCUUUGCACAGAAGAGGGUAUUUGUUAUGCAUUUUGUUUUACAGCUUCAAAAAUAACUACAGCAUGCCAUCAUUCACCCUCUAUAACAAGAGGUAUCAUUAUAAGUAAGAUGAAAAGUGCUGGUUUUGUGUUGAGUUCUGACAAAUGAUGCAUCCCAUUCAGUUUUUCAGACCAUAUAAAGAUCAAAUCAAAUAUUACCCAUAUUCCAUUCUUGGAUGCUUUAGUUUAUUAUUACCCAUUUGUUACCUGCAGGAUUCAGCAGAUUUGAUUUAGAGAACACUAAGAUUUGCAUUUCCUGUGUUACUUUUAAGCCAAUGUAUUGUUACAUGUAUGGGAGAUGCAUUGUGAACCUGAAAGUGGCUAAAAUAUUAUGCAGAAGAUUUUGGCAAAACCCAUAAAAGUCAUUUGACCUUUUUUUUUUUUAAAUCUCUGUAGAAUUUAUGUUUUUGUACUUAUAAGACUUGUUGUAGAUACUUCUGAAACAUGUUUUAGAAAUACCAUGUGUAUUUGAUUGAUAUAUUAUUUUAAUUUCCACUUUAGUCUGUUAGUCAUCUUCUUUUUUUGAACCCAAACUGUGUCAGUGAAGUGCAGGGCUUUUGAAAGACAUGUUUUGCUUGUUAAGUUUUGGCAGGAAAUUACUUCCAUACAUGUCCGUACUACAUCUAUACUACACUGUGCAAUCUCAUGUCAUUCAUUUCUCUCUCUCCCAUUUCUCUGCCAUGAUACAGCUUUUACUACCUUUCUUACCUUUUACUCAAACUUACUCCAACCCUCCUCCCCAAUUCCAGCCUUAGGUCCCAGGAAAAGCCCAGCUGUCGGAAACUGUAGGUUUUAUGACGCGUUGGAAGGUCUCCCCUCCUGGAGACGGGCUUCAAAGAAAGCAGAGCUUUUUUAAGGGCAAAGUUGUAACUCCAUCCUCCGCUAUGCAUGCUGCCUUUCUUCCUUACAAGGCCCCAAAGUACACUAACACCACAGCCAAGCGACUGUACAUCCACUCCGUCCAUUGCUACCCAGCUGGGCUCUGUGUAACAGUAAGAAGACCUGCACCUGGACUAGCAUGAGUCCAACAAUUGUGGCUUCUGAAUGUAUUUUGGGGCAGCCCGCCACCGUUAUAUGUCUUAUCCAUUGCUUCCAGUAGUGAGGGCCUGCAUAGUGUUGACAUGAUGGAAUGUACUGACUGCUCAUCUGGGACGCAAGUGAAGACUUUACAGAUUUCAAGACCUCUAUGGCUUCUGUGGCACUGUAAAGAAGCAGCUGGGUUUGAGGUAGUCACUUCCUCUCAUCUGUGAACGACAGCGGUUUUGUAAAGCAUCUGUCAAAUCAGAACGCAUAUUUAAUGGAUCCAUAACAUGGAUGUGGAUGAGAUGAUUGGAAAUGUAGGCAGUAGUUUACAGCCUGGUAAUUAUUCGUAAUAAUGGGGGAACUGUUUGAUAAUAGAUGUAAUUGGCAAGUGGAAACAGGUAACAGCUUGGUAUUAACAGUGGGUUUUACUAAUGGACAUUUGUACUUGGACACCGAUACAUUAGCUAACUCCAUUUCUAAGCUAACAGCUAACUAAGCUAGUAGCCAGUGCACAUGUUUCUGGAUAGUUUUAAGUUUUUAGAAUAGUGUAGUGUUGUAUUUAGAGAAUAUAAUCUUACCUUUGGAUUCAGUAGUUAUGAAACAGACUCAGAUUUUAUCAGUUAAAUCACUUUUGGCAGACAAAUUGGCUACUUUUAGCUUGUGAGCUAACAGGUAGCAUUUGCUACCAAGCUAGCAUUAACUGCUGCUUGUCUGAAGAGAAAUGAGAAAAAUAUUGAAAUUGUUCUAAGAUUUUUGAAAGCUUUUGAGAAAAUAUUUCAUGGCAGGGGGCCUAGAAGUCAACCUCACUCCAACAAAUUAUUUAUUUUAUUAAUAAUGAAAAUAUUGGAAAUCUUCAAUUUCAAUAGCACCAUUUUUUUUUUUAACUAAAGACACAUUAAUUUAUUAGAAGAAUAAUAAAAAUCCUCAGUUUCUCUUCUUAGUUAAACCUAAAGAUAACAUUACUGCUACUUCAUUCAAAUGUCCAACACAAAUACUCAUACAAACUAGCAUUAGCUUAGAAAUGAGGUUAUUUAAUGUCAUCAAAUGACUGAGUAUUGACCCUUUAUCCCUUCAUUAUAAUAAUACUGAGCUGUCAUGGAGAGUGUUUGCAAAAUGUUCCCUCAGUGAAGAGGUGGCUACUUAAAUUUUGUUUUGGUCAGUUUUUCCUGCUCCAACAGAGAUCCUCUAAAGCUCUGCUGGUGUGUGUAUAAACAUCCGUUAUUUACAAGUCAUUGUUUUUCCCUUUCUAUAAAGUAGACUAGAAUGUACUUAGUGGAGAUUGGAAAGGCUCUGAGUGAGCAGUGAGCGGACCCUCGGCGUCAAAGCCUCCUUUGUGAAGCCCAGGUCAUGGUGUCAUUGGGUGGCAUAGGCUGUAAUCUGCACUUAACCAGCACUUAACUUUAAGACCUCAAACAACUAAUGCCCCCCCUUAGGUCCCCUUUGUCUAAAAGUUUCCUCUUUUGUGUCCUGGAAUGUACAGCAAGCAUACAUUUUUGCACCAGACGAAAAAUUAAUCUCAUCUCACCUGAUUGAAACGGAACCUGAACUAUGUUUUGUGCAUUUUUUUCUCGAGGUAUGGCACCCUGUUAAUGUCUCAGCCUUGUCACGUUGUGCCAAAAUCAUUCCACAGUAUUUCCAGUUUACAGUUAGAGAUGGUGCCAGUGUUUCCCCAGAUGGAUCCCCUGUCUCUAAGAUAUACUGAAAGAAACAAAGGGGAAAUAAUCAAGUUGAGGGUUUUUUUGUUUUCUGCUUAUGUAUGUUUUUAUUUCUUUGUUAAACAAAAGAUGUCUUAUUUUGGAAGUUAUAUCGGAUAGAUUUUAUUUAAGGAAAAUCUUGUAAUUUUGUAAAGUGGGCCUUAUUAUUGAAAUAUAUUGAGUAUUUGUCCAUCUUGAUUUUAAGAAUGAUAUUUUUGCGAGAUAUUGUAUCUUCCUCGUUGUUGUUACACUCCUGGAGAGUUCUUCUACUACUACUACUACUUCUUCUUCUUCUUCCUGUAUUUUGUCUUUUGUUAUUUUUAAUGCAAGACAUUUCUCACGACCUGGAGACACCAUGACACACCAUGGAUCACCAAGUGGGAAGGUUUCAGAGAGAAAGGUCACACGGUUGUGUCAUAGUCAUUGAAGAACGAGAGCUAUGUGCAUUUUAUCAGAGCUGAGCAGGUCCGCGGUGCUGAGCGCUUCACCAUGUGUCGUCCCGUUUUUAUCGGGAACUACUCAGUGUUUCAGCCUCUUUUUUUGUUCUCUCUCUUUCUUUCACUGUUGUGAUCUCCCUCGCUCAUAAAUUCAGGGUUAGUACAUCUUCUGUGCUGUAUGUUUUGUAAGUGCUGCCAAAGAAAGAGUGCAGGCCUCAGAUGCACAGAUGUGUGUAAAUAAAUCUCGACAGGCAGAUAUGAAUAGGAUUUAAUAAGAGUUCAACUGGAUCUCAUUUCUUUUACAUACGUACACGCACAGACACAACAAAUUCAGGCCUGUACAAUCAAACCCAGGGGUUGGAUCUGCUUUUUUUUUUAUCGUUUCAUUGAGUGUUUAUAAGUUCAUUUUGUGUGCAGAAGAAGGAGACUGACAGACAGAGGUGUCAAACACAAUGUUGUAUGUAAUGAAAUCAGAUGAAAAGGCUUUUAGGAUUUCGAGCGUUACUUCUCAGUGUGUCAGCAGUGGAACAGAGUGGGGAGCUGUAUUUUCUUUUUUUUCUGUUUUAGACUUAAUACAUUGUGCAUGUUUUAACCUUACUGUGGCUGGCGCACUCUGCAUGUAGGUCUCUCAAAGCUGCCAACUGUACAGCAGACCAUAUGUAUUCCAAUAAAAAUAAAAACCAACCUGUUUGUAA